CGCAGUCCAGUUCACGGCCAUCCGCUCAUCGAUCUGCAUUCGCAGAGCGGACUGAGCGUGCGCAUGCCCUCCCCCUUCGUGGCCAGAGCGAAAUCCUCGACUCCCGACAUCGCUAGCACUCGAUGCGGGGGCUGGUCGAAUAUGGACUUCCCAAUUGCGGUCGGGCGUGUACCUCGCGCCUGACUGGUGCCGCAGAUAUCUCCCAACAGGGGCGAUGAUCGAUAGAGUGAUUGAUUGGAGUGAGCGAGCGAGCGAGUAAUCGAUUUUGCCAUGGAAUUUGCCGUGGGGAACGCUGCGGUGGUGGUCAGGAGGUGAUGGCUGGGCGGGCACACAGAGUGGAUGUGGUGGUGGUUGUCGCCGUUGGUCGUUGGUGUGAUUAGGGUGCCGGCCGAGGAUCGCUACCAGUCUGACAGUAUGAUCUGUGUGGGGACAACGAGCGGGCACUCACGCUGGGAAUUUGCGAACCUGAAGAUUCAGCGACGGAGGGUGAGGAAGCUGGAGAAGCCGCAGUUGUCUGUGCAGUCUUCGUUGGAGGUUCCAGCGAGGCCUCCGAGUUUGCCACCCAAUUGCGCACUUUCAUCGCAGAGGAUCGAGACAAUUCGCCGAUUUUGUAGCUUCACGUAUCCGAUUGCGUUCAGGUCCCGGAGAAUGGGGGAUAUUAUCGACCUCGUGGCUGAGGAGCCGGGGUCCGAUUUAACGAGGAGAGCUGGGAAUGGUCAGCGUUUUUCUAGUUUGAGACCAUCCGGUGGUGGCAAAAGAUUAACCUUUGCCCUUCCAGCUGGAAAAGCAUCGGAAUUCUUCAAUUCGUCGUAUGGGAGAAAAGGUCAGACUUUAUUCUGCAGGGCUGAGAGGAUUUCCAAAGAGCGCAAAAACGGUCGAUCUUCUUUCGACUACGAAACGGGCACGGAAACUGAAGCAGAUGUUGGUGGUGGCUUGCUGGAUGACACCAGCAUGUGGGAUUCCAAUGCAGAAGGCAUAAGGAGGGGAAGAUUCAAAAAGAAUUCGAACAUAAAUUCGGACUUGCCUGGAAGAGACAGGACUCAAACUCAACAGGAUCCUGAGUUUGAUGGUGAUGAAGCCAGAAGCACGAGAAGUAGGCCACAGAAGCAACAGAUUUGGGACUCUGUCGACGUUGAGCCUAGAACCAGAGAGAAGUUUGAGAAAGAUGAAUGGGACUACGACGCCGAAGCCAGAACUUCCAGAGGCGAAACUCCUCGAGGAGAAAGUAGACGACGGUGGCAAUCCAGAGAGGACGAUGAUGCUGAAUCGUACGAAGAACCAGAUGAAGCGGCAACGAAUUUCAAGGACGUAUUCUCAUGGGUGAAUGCGGACGUGAAAGAUGCAUUCGUCUUAAUCCGAUGGGGAUUGCCUGCAGCCGUGCUUCUCGUUCCAUGGCUCAUGGGCAACCCUAUGAUGCUGCUAAUUGGCCUCUCCUUCAUACCAGCUGCAAACAAGUUCAUAGGACCCAUAGCCAACCAGAUCUUUCGCACAGUUAUGUCAGGGGGUUCUACUCCCAAACCCAGAAGGAGACGUAAACCGAAUACUGGAUCAUCAUCAUCGAGUCGGAGGAGUCAGCAGCAGGCACAGAGACCUCCGGCGUACAAUGACAGAGAAGCUCCAGCAGCAUCGAGCUCCUCCGGUGUUGAUCCAGGGGAAGCUGAUUUGUUCACCUCAGUAUCCACCACGAUCUUCGGGGAUCCGAAUGUCGACGAUGUGCCGAGAAAGGCUACGAGGCUGGGUCGGUCUAACGGCACGGGAGGUUCUACAACGAGAAGACUGGGUGGAUGGGAGGAUUUAGAGGACGACAGGGCCAGAGCUAGGGCCGACAGAUGGCCUACAAAACGUAGAGGAAGCAGUAGCAGCAGCAGCAGCUGGUCCGAGAAGAAGAUUGUCAAGAGGGAAGAGAGGAACAUCUUCGUCAGAUUAAUUCUCGCCUUAUUCCCCUUCCUUCGUGACUGGGGUGGACUGAUGUGAUGUGGGCAUUCCCUCGAACAGGAACCUGGAAUUUUUCUCGGGAUUCCAGUAGUUCUAUAUAAGUAUAUUAGAGACAAACAUUCAGUCCUCUUCAGGCAGGUUUUCAGUACUCACAGCACACGUAUGCAGAAUCUGCUCUCCCAUUAGUCAAUCGAUAGCCUCGGAGUAACUUGGUGUUGGUGCAUUAUUAUAUCAUCAUCAGUCAUGGUCUCUGUACGGGAGAUGUUGUCGUUCUCUGGAGAAGAAGAAGAGCAGAACCUCGUGCUGCUCGGUGAUCCACGUUAGCAGCAGCGUCUCGCAGUCAUUGAAGAUUUGGACGGUCGAACGGGCGAAUGAACAAUUGAAAACUUCUACAUCUGCAUGCAUUAAAUUUGAAAUAUCUUUUGAUUUUGGUUUCCAUAAAGUGUUGCAGCCGUUUAUUACAAGCGAUAUGACUUCACUUUUAAUUCGAUCAAUACGAUGGAUUUGAAGGAAAAGGAAAGAAAAAUUAAUUCAUUGGUUUUGUUCCACCAGAGUUUUUCGCACUUCGUUUAUAUAUGGGCGGAACAUUUUGAUGAGAUUGCAGUGAAAACGAUGGUUGUUUUGUAGUCGCUUUUGACCAAUUCAAGAUUUACUCCAGUGGCGUUCAAUGUAAGUCUGAUAACCAGAUUGUGUGACUGAGCAGAAGAAUUGUUGUGAUUCUUCUUGUAAUGGAAGCUCGCUGCAUAUUCAGGGGUGUGGAGUCUGUCAUUUGUAUCAUACAAGGGGCUGUACAAUCGUGG
Messenger RNA from Marchantia polymorpha subsp. ruderalis, 2735 nucleotides. The record is from the annotation of a GenBank genome assembly. NCBI's taxonomy places the organism in Eukaryota, Viridiplantae, Streptophyta, Marchantiopsida, Marchantiales, Marchantiaceae.